Molecule: messenger RNA, 1611 nt
Organism: Cucurbitaria berberidis CBS 394.84
Lineage: Eukaryota; Fungi; Ascomycota; Dothideomycetes; Pleosporales; Cucurbitariaceae
Product: fumarate hydratase
Exons: 3
Coding region: 1-1611 (536 amino acids)
Biological process (GO): fumarate metabolic process; malate metabolic process; tricarboxylic acid cycle
Cellular component (GO): tricarboxylic acid cycle heteromeric enzyme complex; mitochondrion
Molecular function (GO): fumarate hydratase activity
Source: RefSeq, a predicted model, not a curated record
AUGUUCCGCGCGCGGAGCUUCGUUCGGGCUGCCGAGGCCGGGGCAGUACCGUCACUGGCACAUGCGAAGGCGAACCCCUCCCUCACCUGCGCCCGCAGUACACGCUCGCUCUCCACCUUCAACCGCCAGCCGAGCAGAUACACGCCAUUGAAGACACAGACUCUCUUCCAAACCCGCCAGUUCAGCUUCACCAGCAGCAUGGCCAACACGCGAACCGAGAGCGAUGCCUUUGGCGACAUCACGGUGCCCGCAGACAAGUACUGGGGAGCCCAGACGGAGCGCUCGCUGGAGAACUUCAAGAUAAACCAGCCCCAGGACCGCAUGCCGCCGCCAAUCGUGCGCGCGUUUGGCAUCCUCAAGGGCGCGGCGGCCACGGUCAACAUCAAGUAUGGGCUGGACCCGAAGCUGGGAAAGGCUAUUCAGCAGGCCGCUGAGGAGGUUGCCUCCCUCAAGCUUAUCGACCACUUUCCCCUCGUCGUCUGGCAGACGGGCUCUGGCACGCAGUCCAACAUGAACGCCAACGAAGUCAUCUCCAAUCGCGCCAUUGAGAUCCUCGGCGGGACAAUGGGCUCCAAGAAGCCUGUCCACCCCAACGAUCACGUCAACAUGUCCGCCUCGUCAAACGAUACCUUCCCGACCGUCAUGCACAUUGCCGCCGUUCUCGACUUCGAGGAGUCCCUCCUCCCCGCCCUGGCCAGCCUGCGAGACGCCCUGAAGAAGAAGAGCGAGCAGUGGGAGAGCCUCAUCAAGAUUGGCAGGACACAUUUGCAGGAUGCUACACCCCUGACACUGGGCCAGGAGUUUUCAGGCUACGUGCAGCAGCUAGACUUUGGCAUCGAGCGGAUAAAGACGUCUCUCCCGCGCUUGAAGAUGCUGGCUCAGGGUGGAACGGCUGUCGGAACUGGAAUCAACACCUUCAAGGGCUUUGCAGAGGACAUUGCUUCGGAAGUCAGCAAGAUGACCGGCCACGAAUUCAUCACCGCACCGAACAAGUUUGAGGCCCUGGCUGCUCACGAUGCCGUCGUCGAAGCGCAUGGCCAGCUCAACACCCUCGCCACAUCCCUCUUCAAGAUCGCCCAGGAUAUUCGCUUCCUCGGAUCUGGCCCACGAUGCGGUCUCGGCGAGCUCAAGCUCCCCGAAAACGAGCCCGGCUCCUCCAUCAUGCCCGGCAAGGUCAACCCCACCCAGUGCGAGUCUUUGACCAUGGUCUGCGCGCAGGUCUUUGGUAACCACGUCGCUACUACUUUUGCAGGCUCCCAGGGUAACUUCGAGCUGAACGUCUUCAAGCCCGUCAUGAUCCGCAACCUGCUCCACAGCUCCCGUCUGCUCGCGGACGCCAUGACGAGUUUCGAGAAGAACCUUGUAGCAGGUCUCGAGGCCGACGAGAAGCGCAUUAGCUCGAUAAUGAGCGAAAGUCUAAUGUUAGUCACCUGCCUCAACCCCGUCAUCGGCUACGAUGCCGCCAGCAAGACCGCGAAGCACGCACAUAAGAAAGGCCUUACCCUAAAGGAAGCCGCGCUGGAGCUCAAGGUCAUCAGCGAAGAGGACUUCGACAAGCACGUCAAGCCCGAGCUGAUGAUUGCCCCAAAGGCAUACCAGCCCAAGUCGUAA